This is a messenger RNA of Cokeromyces recurvatus, 1871 nucleotides long. RefSeq names its product FYVE zinc finger-domain-containing protein. NCBI's taxonomy places the organism in Eukaryota, Fungi, Mucoromycota, Mucoromycetes, Mucorales, Mucoraceae. Gene Ontology annotation, molecular function: metal ion binding. Bases 177 to 1871 code for a protein of 564 amino acids. The record is from RefSeq and is a predicted model, not a curated record. The transcript is spliced from 7 exons.
GUUUUUUUUUUCGAAGAAAUCAUUUACAUAAUCAUGCUGUUUUUUUAUAUUUACUAAAUUAUAUCUUUUUUCUUUCCCUCUUCUUCUUAACAUAUAUACAUAUCUUUUCCAUUGUAUCUAUAUACAUAUAUAUAUAUCUAUAUAUAUCUAUAUAUAAUUAAAGGCAAGACUGUAUAAUGACAUCAGGUCAUCAGUUAAAUAGUUUCAAUUAUGAAGACUACAUUCCAAGCGAUGGUAUUCUGUGUCCUAUUUGUGAAAUAAACUGUAAUACACUAGAAAAUUUGAAUAAGCAUCUUGAUGUUGCUCAUUCAGAAGAAGAUUCAAAAGGAGCUUUAUUAUCAUGGCUACGGAAUGCACAAAAGAAAGUUCAAACAUCAUUAUCAACCAAUAAUUCAACUCUUAAAAUAGGUUCACCCACACAAAGUAAUAGUCUUAAGCAAUGGGUGGACCCAUCUCUAUUGAAUAAGGCCAUCAUUAGCCAUCCAAAUUUUUUUGUCUCGGAUAUGGAUAAACAGGGUGAAUAUGUUACACGGGAACAUUGGCAACGAGAAACAGGACAUGAUAAGUGUAAUAUAGUCGGAUGCAAUAAAAUUGUAGGCAAAUCUGGUGUAGGCAAGCAAUAUUGUCGAAGAUGUGGUAAAUUGUAUUGCGAUUUACAUACACAAUACGAAAUCAAAUUAAGUCAACAAGGACAUCAUGAUCCAGAACAUGGUGUAUGGUGUAAAGUAUGUCUAAAUUGCUUUACAAAUCGCAAAGAUUAUAAUACUUAUGAGGGUGUAACACGAAACAGAACAGACUAUUUUAUGAAAUUAAGAGAAAAAACGAUAGAUAGAGUUCAGUUAGAAAGUAAUCGAUUAGAAAAGAGAUUAGAAAAGCUGGCAAGAGUACAUCAUUCAAUGGAUAAUCUUGAUCAUUCAGGUUUUUUAUCUCCUUCAAGUAAUUCAUUAAACAGCUUCUCUUUGGAUCGGUCGUCCACAUCUUCAAGAGAUAGUUUAGCUAGCAUGUUAUCACCUAAAUCAUCCUUUGUAUCAAACAGUAAUAGUAUUUUAAGUAUGAAAUUAAAAUAUAGAGAUGGAGAGCAAUCUAUUAUUAAAUGGGAAGACGAUCGUUCAGUAAAAGCAUGUCCAUAUUGUGGUAAUUCUUUUACAUUGAUCAAUCGUAAACAUCAUUGCCGAUUAUGUGGUAAAGUUGUUUGUGGCAAUAUCAAGUGUUCAAAAAUGAUUCCCUUAUUCACAGACAUGUCAUCUGAUACCUUUGAUGAUGAACCAGUUGGUGAUACCCGAGCAUGUCGUGAUUGUCAAAGAUAUGUGUUUAGAAGAAAGUUAAGAAACGAAGAAGCAUCAAAGCCUCUACCGAUUAUUCAACUUUACAAUCAACUUUCUAUUACAAGAAAUAAUAUUGAAAAGCAAUUACCAAAGUUUCAUCAAAGUAUUUUAAUGCUAGAAAAAGAAAACAUUACAAAUCAUACACAUGAAAGUUUUGUAAAAGCAGCACAGAUAAGGAAGUUAUUAUUAGAAAAUUUUACAUUAUAUGAUACAUUAGCAAAGAGUAUCAAAUCAUUGCCUGCUAAUACACCUUGCAUGAAGAGACUUCAAGCUAAUAUUUGUCAUGCCGCUAAUCUCUAUUUACAACAAAACAUGUUACCCUUACAAAUGUUACCCCGUAUAUUAAAGACAACUAAUAAAAAGAAAGAUCACCAAAAGGUGUUACUAGAAGAGCAACUUGAAACUUAUUUAGAACAAUAUCAUCUAGUAGAAGGUUAUAUUAAAGAAGCUAAUGCAGAUCGAAAGUAUGACGAUGUUAAAACCUUGAAAUCAAGUUUAGAAGAAUUACAAGUUGAAAUUAGUCGGUUACGUACAAUUCUUGGUUAA